UGAUUUGUGCAAGAUGCAACAGUAAUUUUAAUAGCAAAAUAUUAAAUAAAAAUUAAAAUGUUGCGCCAAGAGAACUUGGCAGCCAAUUUCUGUGGGCUGCUAGCCGCACAGGGCUACAAAGAGAAGGCCAACGAGUGGCGCAUUUUGGGACAGGAGCAAGAUGGUUCGCUGUUAACUUCUUGGAUCUUUGAGUAUCUGGAUGAGCCGGAAAAACGUGAAACAUGCGUUGGACAUUUUCAUGCCACAAAGAAGCAGCUGCGCGUAUUGUGGACACUGCCAGGUUGCAUGCAAAUCAUUCAGGCGAGCAUCAACAGCAGCAUUACCUUGUUGUCGUAUGUGGUAAAGACGAAGCUGAUGUAUCAAGCGUUUGUAGUGGAAGUGCGCAGCAGCGUGGCGGGACAAACAACUGCAUUGAAUGCAGAGCCCAGCAGCAAGCAGAUCAUGACGCAGUUUCUGUGGCGCGUGGAAAGUGCCACACGCACAUGCUGGCAGGAUAAGCUGCUGGUGUUGACACACGAGGAUAGCAUCAAGCAGUACAGCUGCACAGUCAAGCAGAGCUCGACAACGACUAUACAACCAGGCAGCGCUGAGGGCAGCGGCUGGCGCUUGGACACGAGCAUUUUGACGCAUGAGCUGCUGGCCAAGAACUUUAGCUGGGCGCAGUUUGAUGCAGAGCAGCAAGCGCUGUACUAUAUACAUCUGAAGCCCAAGGCAGUAAGUCUAAGUCUGCUGGAUGAACGUGAGCAAACUGGCGAGCAGGCAAAGCCUGUAUUGAGUCCCACAUUGAGCGCCUUUCAGUUCAAUGAGAAGCAGCCCACAGAGACUGUGCUCAACAUACCGCUGAAUUUGCCCAAGCUCAAGUCCAGUGACGAGGCUGAGGAGACAGCCAGCUAUGAUGAUGAUGCAGUGCCGCUGCGUGUGCAUGACAGCAGCUUGAAUCUCAUAAUUCUUGCCGACAGCUCGGGCAUGUUCUUUGUUUGCCACUACUAUUUGUAUCAGCCCAAAGCGCAUAAGCAGUCCGGCGACAAGCAGCAGGAUGUGCAUUUUGCCUACUCGGUAUCCUUGCUACAUCAUGGCUGCGUGCUGCACUGCGUCAUGCCGGGCGUGCCCUGGCAAAAGGCGAGACUGCUGCGUCCUACAUUUGCUCUCCAAGGCACACAUCAGUUGCUCGUCUCUUCGGCGUUCUUUGUGCAUUUGCUGGAUGUGGGUUUGCAGCAUGAGCCGAGCUGUCAUAUCGUUUGCUCUGCAUUGAACACACGCAAUGCUGAGGUCACCCACUUGGUGCCACUGCGUAAAUGGGGCGCCUUGGCCUACGAUGCCGUCAGCUUGGAUUUGGUUUCGAUAAACGUGCCCAAGGCGCAUCUUAUAGAGGCGUUUCGUAAUGACAGCUCGCUGGAUAAUCGCAUUAGCAUCAUACACUACUUUCUUAUACACUCGGGCGAUAUGGAUGUGCUUGCUGAGCUGCUGAGCUGCAUUCUGGAGCGUCCACUUUCACUCGAUACGGUCGCUUUGCUUAAAGAGGCGCUCAUAGCUGGCAGCUAUGCGGCCGCCCUGCGUGGUCUGCCAGAUGAAGCCAAGACACUGCUGAAGCUGCUACCCUUGACCACAGCUGUUGCCAGCAAGCCCAUUCAGGCGCGCGUUGCCGACAUCAAUGUGGGCAUAUCACAUGAGGCUUUGCAUAAUACCAGCAUGAUGCUGCUUUCGCCACAGCAGCGUCUUUCGCCCUAUCGCACAGACAUUUGGACACGUCUCUGGGAGCUGCUUAAUGAAAACGGCAAGCAGGAGCAUCCACGCUUUACCGCUGAGCAGGUGACGGAGAAGUUGAUCUUUAGUCUUGCUUGCUAUCAGCCCGAGGCGCUGUCCCGCUGCACUACACCCAUGACUCCAGAUGCUCCAGGCAGCAGCACUGGCGGCUUUGGCGAGUUCAACAACAGCAGCGCCUUUCCCUUUGGCAAUGAGGUGUUGCCCUUUAUAGAGCAGCAGGGCUGCACUGCCAGCAAGCAGGAGCAUGUCAUCUCUGUGUAUCUGCGUGAGCUGAGCGUGCAUUUGGUUAAGCAUUCAUCCAAGCCGCAAACUGGCUUUCGUUGGCUUAAGGAAACCUUCUUCGAUCGCUCUCAGGCUCCAGCUCAUGUCCAUGCUGUGGCCUCGCAGUUUGUUACAGCCCAGUUGGAGCUUUCGCGUGCGCUUUGCUCUCUGGUCUGUCGUGCUGCUGGAUUGGAUGCGCGUCUAGAGACUCUACGCGGCUUUCAGCUUAUCGAUCAGAUGUCCAGCAAUCAACAACACUCGCUAUUUCUCAUACUGGAGCGUUACACUUUGGCUGUGGAGUCCAUAGCUUUUCCACUGCCCGAGGGCUUUUCUUCAUUCUUUACCUAUUUGGGCUAUCGUGCGCUGGAAUAUGAAAUGUUUUUGCAGUAUGUGGAGAAUCAUGUGUUUGAGCUGCAAGUGGAUGUAAUGAAAGCCAUUGUCUUUGAUAUUGAGGACACUCCGCAAGGCAUUGAACGCAAACUGUCGCUGCUCUCAGCGUUGCCCAGGCAGCGUGCUCAGCGUCUGCUUAAAUGCUGGCAGCAUCCAGAGAGUCUCAUGAUACGUGGACGCCAGCAUGCUGCAAAUAUUCUCUCGGGUCAGCAACAAGAAACUUCGCAGCAGCGCAGCUCUAGCAACACUCAAUGGCGCAUGCAAGCUCGCAGUGAUUUCUCUACGGAAACUUUGAGGCCAUUGGACUCCUUUUUGGAUUUGUUAACCGCCAAGGCGAGUCUUAAUGACUUGGAUUACAAUUUGUUAAUCGAAACAACACUAAGUUCUCUCGAGCUGCUUAAAGUCGACGAGUAAUUUAGAUAUACGCCAAAGUUAUGUGUCAAAGUGCAACAGUUGCAAUUAGAGCAUUCCAAAGUAUUUAUUCUAAGUGUCUAUAGAUGUCUAUUUUUCGAUGUUAUAUGUAUACAAGCUUACAUAUUUGUUCCUUAUUUAUAUGUAAAGUAUUAGCCUAAAGGUGCAAUUAUUGUAAACAAAAAUAAACUAUAUAUGUCUAACCACUAAGCAAAUGCUUAGUGGUCUAACUAAAAUAAGUAGAAUUUAAAUUUCGAAUUUGUUAGCUGACAAAAGCUGAGUAGUGCUUACAGUGAGGCGGAGCAUAAAAUUUGCUGUUAGCCGUUAACAGUGCUGUUAAGCUGUUUACAUUUUCUGUUGCAUAUUUUGUUGCGUUAUAAGUACUUUUGUAAAA
This is a messenger RNA of Drosophila busckii, 3220 nucleotides long. It is a transcript of the gene pigeon, whose product is annotated as protein pigeon. The record is from RefSeq and is a predicted model, not a curated record. NCBI's taxonomy places the organism in Eukaryota, Metazoa, Arthropoda, Insecta, Diptera, Drosophilidae. The coding region runs from base 58 to 2829 and encodes 923 amino acids. Gene Ontology annotation, biological process: positive regulation of amyloid-beta formation. The transcript has 6 exons. Gene Ontology annotation, cellular component: trans-Golgi network.